Terrapene triunguis (Three-toed box turtle) is the source of this 3264-nucleotide messenger RNA. It is a transcript of the gene DBNDD2, whose product is annotated as dysbindin domain containing 2. Gene Ontology annotation, biological process: negative regulation of protein kinase activity. Bases 132 to 674 code for a protein of 180 amino acids. Gene Ontology annotation, cellular component: cytoplasm. NCBI's taxonomy places the organism in Eukaryota, Metazoa, Chordata, Testudines, Emydidae. The transcript is spliced from 4 exons. The record is from RefSeq and is a predicted model, not a curated record.
CCAGCCCCGCUGGAGCGCUGCCUGCCCUGCCUGGAGAGAUAAGCGUGCCCCGGGCUGCAGCGCCCCCUGCACCCGCCCAACCCUGAGCGCGCCCCGGGCUGCCUGCAGCAGACAGCGCCCGCCUGCCCGUCAUGUCCGGACCCGGAGCUCACAGCCAGAGCAGGAGGCUGCCCUCUGACAUGGAGCAUGGGCAGCGGGGACUGGAGCCAGAGCAGAUGCAGCAGCAGCUCAAAUUACGUGACAGGCAGAAGUUCUUUGAGGAGGUUUUCCAGCAUGAUGUGGAUUUCUUCUUCCCCAUGUCCCACCUGCAGAUAGAGCACAGGAGACCUCCACUGGGCAGCAUUUCCUCCAUGGAGGUGAAUGUGGACAUGCUGGAGCAGAUGGAGAUGAUGGACCUGUCUGACCAGGACACCGUGGACGUGUUUCUCAGCUGUGGGACAGAGGAUAACAAUGUUGCCGGUCUCCUGCCAGAGCCCAGCCACUACCAGGAGGAAAUCACCCUGCAAGUGCCCAAUGCGGCCGAGAUCAAAUCCCGGAUCUCGUCCACAUCCUCCGUGUCCACAGACCUGAACAGCCUGGACACCAGCGAGGAGGGGGCUGAGACCCCCGUGGUGCAGUCAGAUGAGGAUGAGCCCCAGGAGGACAGUCCUGAAGCACAGGCGGCCAGAAGCUAGCAGCAGGCUCCCUGCUCUCUCCUCAUCCACCCUCCGCAUGGACCUGCCAGCAUGAGAGGAAGGAAGGCUGCUGGUUGUUUGACGCCUGCUCAGUACAACCUGAGCUGUCUCCCCAUCCCAAGGAGCGGAGAGACGGCUUCCCUCAGCACGUUCUUCAGUCAGCCAGGAGAGUGGUGCAGAAACAGAGGGGUAGUGUAGUGCUUCAGAAAUUAACUCUUCAGGCUUUGCUACUAACUCUCCCGCUUCACUCACCUGAACUGCUACACGAGCCAUGGCCUCAGUUGUGCCCAUUCCUGGCAAGGCCUCCCCGCAGGAUCGCAGUCCCCCAGUCCCAGUGGGACCCCCCCUUCUAGGCAAAUGUGUAACAAGAGCCUACAGAGAAAUUACACUCCUGUCAAAUAAGCCGUAGGGAUGGUGUGUGUUAUUGGAGAACCAUGAAUGCCUGGUGGUUGGUGGGGAUGAGGGGCUGGCCUAGGAAGCGGCUGCAGAAUGAGGAAGAGGAGAGCCUCAGGGAGGGGAGACAGGCUUAAGGCAGGGGAUGAAGCAAUUACAGCCAUACUACCAAGGACAAGACCUCAGUAGCAGAUGAGCCAAAGUUUCUCAGUCGCCGGAGAACAAGGGUCUUAACUUCGUUCCCAGACCAGGCGCCAGCCCAAUCCAGUGGCCAUUCCUCUGCCCAACAUAAAUACAAGUGGCAUAGUCCUCAUUACCCACCGCUGAGAAGAACUAUGGGGGUUAAUGGGGCAAAUCACCAACCCAUCCCAAUAAUAAUACUGAGCACUUCUAUGGUGCUUUGCAUUUUCAAAGGGCUUUGAUUGCACUUGUGCUUACAGAGGAGACAGCCUGAGAUCGCAGUGAGAAUGUACUGAUUCCCACACUAAACCAGCAGGGCUGGUGGGCGUGGGAGCACUGUGAUCGGUAACAUGAUCCCAUGAGUGUGUUCAUGCAAUUGCCCAUGAAUUGUAUGACCCUUCUAGCACCAAUUAUCAGGUGCAGCAACAGCAGAGUAGCCCCCUAAGCACAGCAGAAUACCCAGCAUGGCUGUUGGCGCUCUGGCUAGCUGUGUUACAAGGACAGAUUGUCACUUUGACCCCCUUCCUUGUUGGCUAUUUGUCUUGCCCUCUUCCUACUCUCGGGAAUGAGCAUAGCCACACACAGAUCCGGCUGCAUCACCAUUUUAGGGAGGCGUGCUACUGCCACCAUCUGAUCUAAUACAGGAAAGCUUUGGCCACAAGGAGACUAUGUAACAGGAAAAACAAAGUCACUGCCAUGACGGAAGUGGAGCAUCCUCAAGGAGAGGAGUCUGGUGUAUAAAUAACAGAGGCUGGGUAUUGCUCCAGAUCCAGGCCAUUUCCCAGGGAGCACUCAGAGCUGCAUAGUAGCUAGACACAUACUAGCAGACACUGUUGGACCCUGGCUGCAGCAUUUAGCAUCCCAAGUACCAUCAAAUGAAAAGCCAGGUGCAGAUGAGUCACAUUCUGUCCACUAUACUGCCUCAUAAAGCACUUUCCAGAGAAAGAGGAUAAAGGGAAAAGAAAGGUCUGAAAAGAGGAAGUGACUCAGCAGAUUGGCAACUCCCGAGAGACGGGGGCAGCACAAAUAUAGUCCUAGCAAUCAGCUAAACCCAUGGAAAAAUCCAAGAAAUGAAUGGCCACUGCUGAGCAAGGACUGCCCCCAGGACCCUGAUUUCAGCUGGUUUGCAGCAGUCUGUGGACAGAGUGGUGCAGGGAGUCUCCUAAGCCCAGAGAAUUUGUGUCUAGUGCCUCUGGCCAUCCUGGCUCAUGUGUAGCUGAAGCAUUCCAGUACUGCAAGUCUCCACCCCUGUGCUGAGAAGCUUGGCAUGUUCAUUACAGGAGUGCUCUUCCAGGUCUCAGUGGUUUUGGGCUAGGGCUGGGCAUACACUGUGAGUUUUGGGGUAUUGCUUGGGGCUGCACUGAGUGCUUGUUUGUGCCUUUGCAAGUCAGAAUGGUGGCAGGUGUUCUCCAGCUGCUGGGUGUGGUUCAAAACAUUCUCCAGCAAGACCUUCUGUUGUGCAGCAUCUGCAGCUCCCAUGCAAUCUCCUAGGCCUGGAGUCCCUCACAUUCUCUUACAAAGUCCUGGCACCAGGGUUCUGGAGCGGAGCCUGGAGCUGGAGCCCAGAGCAGCUCCAGAGCAGUGGAACUGCAGGUUUUUGCCUGGAGCGGAGCCAGAGCACAGCUCCAAAGCCCUGCCUGGCACAGAGCUCAUGUGUCUAGAUUCCAUAUGGGCUUCUGAGCAAGCACUUGUUCCUACAUGGUGUGGAGGACUCUGGCCCUGAUACAGAGAAGCAUAAACAUUUAAGCAGGUGGCUAGCCAAUUGAAGUUAAUGGGCUUACUCACAAGCAUGUGUUUAACCUUAAGCAUAAGUGUUUCACUAGAUAAGAGCCAGCGUGCUCUGCACGUUGCAGGAUCAAGCCCUAAAUGAGCUAGCUGAACUUCUCCUGCACUCCCAUCAAUACUUAGGGAGGGAGCACUUCCAACAUAGGAGACUUGUCUCUGAACAUUUUGUGUGGAUCAUAGUAUUCAUUAUUAAGGCUACGUUUUAGUCAUGAGUAUUUUUAGUAAAAGUCAU